AUGCCCCUCGUGUUUUGUUACGAUGUUACACCUCAAAUUUUCGACCUUUAUCAGCCUCUGCCAAACAUCGAAGGCGUGGCCGAGGAGGAAAACCCGUUGACGGUGCGCGCGAUUGUGGUUGGAGUCAUACUCGGAUCGUUGGUUAACGCUUCCAACAUUUAUCUCGGAUUGAAAACGGGUUUCUUGUUCGGUGCAUCCAUGUUUGGAGCCAUAUUUGGCUUUGGAAUUGUCAAGCUACUCACGAAAGUCUUUCCGGGCGUCCCUUUUCUUGGAAGCCCUUUUGGGCCAAAGGAGAAUGCAAUCAUUCAAGCGACCUCAGCUGGCGCGGGUGGCCUCGGAGGAUUGUUCACUGCAGGGCUUCCCGCAAUGUACCAACUCGACUUGCUGUCUGAAAAUCCGGCCAACGACUUCUCGAAAAUCAUCACACUGACCCUCGUUUGCUCAUUCUUUGGGCUUUGCUUCGCCAUUCCGCUUCGCAAAUUCUUCAUUGUCAACAUGGCACGAGAAUUACGACUCGUCUUCCCGACCCCAACGGCUACCGCUGUCACCAUCCAAGCUAUGCAUGCCGCUCACAGUGAAGGCGUCCAAGCUAUGAGACGGAUCAAAGCUUUGUCUUUCACGUUCCUCGGCGCAUUCGUCCAACGGGUUGUUUCCUAUUACGCGAUCGGUAUUCUAUACGACUGGCAUAUAUUCACCUGGUUUUUUAUAUGGGGAAAUUACAAUAACGCGGCGAUUUAUGUCGAAAAUUGGGGUUGGUUGAUAGAAUGGACACCAGCUUUCAUUGGAAGCGGCAUGUUAGUGGGCAUGAACACAGCAGUCUCCAUGUUCUGCGGUACGCUGUUCGCAUGGGGCAUACUUGGGCCGAUUCUAGUCCACCACGGUAUCUGCAUUGGCACAGCGUUAGCACCUGAAAGCGAACGAUGGCACGAAGCUGUCACGUUUACCUCGUUGAAUGGCGUGGACGAGAACGGAUAUGUGCCCUCACCCCGUUAUUGGUUUUUGUGGCCAGGCGUUACGGUGCUGGUGUGCUGCUCAGUUGCUGAACUUCUGGUCCACUGGCGAAUCUUCUAUUACGGCAUUAAGUACGCCUGGAAGAACACAUCAAUCAACGUGAUGCGGAAGAGAGGCGGUCGAAGUAAGACCUAUCUACCACGUAAUGCUUCGCCCCGCCCUGCAACUAUGUUCAAUGAGAACAUCUUCAAAACCGAAGACCCGGCCGAACCCAAGGAUCAGGUGCCCAACUGGAUUUGGGCCAGCGGAGCCCUGGCUAUGGUGGUCGUUGCUUGCAUCAUCUCGGAAGUUCAAUUCAAUGUGAAUGCUGGACUCGCAAUAGUCGCCUCUAUACUGGCCGUUUUCUUCGCCUUCUUGGGCAUCCACGGAGCUGGAGUGACCGACAUCGCUCCUCUGACAGCUAGUGCUAACGCCGCGCAGCUUGUUUUUGGAGGCAUUACUUCUGGCCAAGGGCUCACAAUUCCUCAAGCGCAGACGGUCAACCUUGUGGCUGGAAGUAUCGCUUCGGGUGCUGCUGAGAUGGCGCAGGAAUUAACAUCUGAUUUCCGUACAGGUUUCCUGCUGAGAACUCCGCCCAAGAAGCAAUUCUAUGCCCAAGUCAUCGGCGCUAUUUUUGCCAUGUUCAUUGCUCCUGGUGUAUUUGUCCUGUUCACAUCGGCUUACCCGUGUAUCAUUCACCCGGACGAAUACCCUGGGACCUGUACCUUCUCGGCCCCUUCGGUUACAGCGUGGCGCGCUAUUGCCCAAGCUGUCACAGGAGAUCUGGAUAUACCCGUUUCCUCAGGAAUCUUCUCAUGCGUCUUGGGAGCGAUUGCGAUUAUACAAGUCGUGCUCAAGCACAUUUUUCUGAACGACAAAAGAGAAAAGUAUCGGUCUUAUCUACCAAACUGGAUGGCAGUCGGUGUCGCCUUUGUGCUACCACAAACAUACUAUAGCACUGCGACCUUGAUGGGAGCGGUAAUAAGUUACACGUGGAUGAAUAGAAGGAGGGCGAGCUACGACACAUAUUGCUACGCCAUGGCAGCUGGGCUUAUUGCUGGAGAGGGUCUGGGUGGAGUGAUAGGCGCCGCUCUACAGCUUGGUGGUGUAGGCGGCGAUGUAUACGGCACUCAAGCCGGCUGUCCACUAGACUUAUGUUCGUAA
This is a messenger RNA of Truncatella angustata, 2154 nucleotides long. RefSeq names its product OPT oligopeptide transporter protein-domain-containing protein. Gene Ontology annotation, molecular function: oligopeptide transmembrane transporter activity. The record is from RefSeq and is a predicted model, not a curated record. Bases 1 to 2154 code for a protein of 717 amino acids. NCBI's taxonomy places the organism in Eukaryota, Fungi, Ascomycota, Sordariomycetes, Amphisphaeriales, Sporocadaceae. Gene Ontology annotation, cellular component: fungal-type vacuole membrane. The transcript is spliced from 2 exons.